Owenia fusiformis is the source of this 1389-nucleotide messenger RNA. NCBI's taxonomy places the organism in Eukaryota, Metazoa, Annelida, Polychaeta, Sabellida, Oweniidae. The record is from the annotation of a GenBank genome assembly.
GUCAGUAGCUAAGAAAGCAUCAAAGCAAAGACACGUGAUAUUAUACACUGACAUAGUGAAGAAGAUUUGAGAAGUUAUAUCGAGUGAUAAAAACCUUGUUGACUGAUACAAGAAGAACACUGAAACUUGUUAAAGUAAUUCGUUAUUAAUUAGGAGGAAAACACUUAUAAGAAUAGAUAAUAACAAGAAUCAACAUAAAAUGGGCGAUCAAAAAGAUGACGCAAAUGUUGGCACAUUAACUGCGCAAGAUGAAGUGGUGAAAAGAGCACCAAAAAGACCGGCAUCGCCCGUUACAGAGACUCCACCACCGCAACCGAAACGUAAAGCACUCUCAUUCAGCGUUGAUUCCAUCAUGGGGAACGUCACUCGAAGCACGGACGACGAAGCAUCUGAUGUAUCCGACGACGAAUCCCGCACUCCCAGCCCGGUGGCGACCCAAAGAAGUCCGUUCAGCGUUAAAUCAAUAAUCGGCAGUCAGCAACCCCUGGGUGUGUGUACGUCGCUGGGCCUUCCUAUUCCCCCACCCGCUCACAGCCUUCCACACGACCGACUCAGCCCGUAUACGUGCAAACCUAUCCCACAGUAUAACCCACAAAAUGGCUUGUCACCGACAUCGCGAAUCUCUCCACCAAUCAAUAGAUGCCUCUUACGCAAACACAAACCCAACAGGAAGCCAAGGACGCCUUUCACAACAUCCCAGCUUCUAGCACUGGAAAAGAAAUAUCAACAGAAACAAUACCUAUCCAUUGCGGAACGCGCAGAAUUUGCUUCGUCCUUGAACUUGACUGAGACCCAGAUUAAGAUUUGGUUCCAGAACCGAAGAGCAAAGGCAAAAAGGCUACAGGAAGCCGAACUUGAGAAAUUGAGGAUGGCCGCAAGGACAAUGAUUCCCCAGGUGGGACACGUUACUCCUAUUUCGCAUCCUGGAGCUGGGGUAUUGGGGAAUCAUAACAUUAAUAGAAUGCCAACCUCCAUUAUUACCCCUUAUGGAUUUUACUCUGUUCCAACAGCCUACGGAGCGCCACCUCGGCCAUUUGUAUUUUCUCAUUAACGGUUGUAAUUAUGGUUAUAUCAUAGUACAUGUGUCAUUCAGAGAUAAGCAAACGCCAUUAUGAUAUAACAAUGGAUGUCUAGUCUAUUUUUAGUCAAAAGCACAACACUACAUCAAGUAUCAUUUUACCCGACAUAUUGUAAAGCAAGCAAACAUAUCAAUACCAUUUAGAUUCAUAUCAUUCAAAUACAUAUUCAGUAUUGAAGUACAUAUUGUACCAAACUUUGUACUUUGAAAUAGUCCUACAAAUCGAAAUCGCAAAUCAAAAAGUAUGUAAAUAUAGCAUAAAUAUGUAUAUAAUUGAUACAUUAUUAUUAAUAAUAAAAAUAUUAUUAUUG